This is a messenger RNA of Lactuca saligna, 651 nucleotides long. The record is from the annotation of a GenBank genome assembly. Lineage: Eukaryota; Viridiplantae; Streptophyta; Magnoliopsida; Asterales; Asteraceae.
AUGGCGGCAUCACAGUUUACUUUCUCCUCCACCUCAAGAAGAGUUAUCCCAGCUCUAAACUCUCCUCCUCUUCCCAUAUACAUCAAAGCCACAAAUGUCGUCUUCAACCCUGAUAUACCAGAUGUUCAUCGCGGUCUUGGACUUGAUGAUUUUGUUAAUUUUCUAGUAUCUUGCAGACUUCGAAAUGCUGUCAGUGAGGUUCCAUCAGAGUUCUUUCCGAACAACACUAUUGGGUGUGGCCGUCGCUCAGUUUUCAUCAACGCUUAUCUCCUCCGUACUGCACUCAGGUUACCAAUUUUUGAACCAUUCUCUGAGCUUCCAAAUAUUGAACGUUGUCGACGCCUCUUUGACCAACUGGGCUAUGAUCACUCCAAGGCUGGUGCUCGACCAGCUCUCAUUCUACGUCAAUGUAUGACUCCUAGAUGGAAGUUCUUCACCAGGGCACUUUGUAAGUGUAUAGGCCAUAAAUCUCGCAGUGGUAAUCAACUGAGUUAUUUUGAGAAACAAGUGGUAUGUUCACUUCUCCUCAACAAACGUGUUGAUUAUGGGGCUUUCUUCUUCGAUCAACUUGUCCAGUUUCUUCGGGCCAAUGUAAAAGUUGAUCAUGUUCCGUUUCCACGCUGGAUUGCUCUUGUCCAGGAUAAAUUUUAA